This is a messenger RNA of Penicilliopsis zonata CBS 506.65, 2225 nucleotides long. RefSeq lists its product as hypothetical. The record is from RefSeq and is a predicted model, not a curated record. The coding region runs from base 16 to 2115 and encodes 699 amino acids. The transcript is spliced from 4 exons. Gene Ontology annotation, cellular component: SHREC complex; rDNA heterochromatin. Gene Ontology annotation, biological process: silent mating-type cassette heterochromatin formation. Lineage: Eukaryota; Fungi; Ascomycota; Eurotiomycetes; Eurotiales; Aspergillaceae.
CCCCCCCCUGUCAACAUGUCCGACUCGGAGGACCCAGAAAAGAAUGGCUUGAUCACCAUUCCGAUUGAUCGCGCCUUCAGCGAUGGGGACAAGAAGAUAUGGCCAAAGCAUUUUGACUGGGAGGAAGCCGCUGAUGACACUCGCUUUCGCGAGAAAUUGGCAAGGCUGUGGCUGCAGAAGAUUGGUGCUUUUGAGGAGGGAGUGGAGUACACAGUUGAUCAGCUUCCAGAUGGCUAUGUAAUGAUUGACAGGCCACGUAGGGCCAAUCCGGAAAUUCGUGAUAGGUUCCUCUAUGGUCAUCCAAGUGGCUACUAUUUCGAUUCUUGUGUAAAAUUUUUCCCGCACUUCUACUACCUAAUGACUGGUGGGACUUCUCAAUGUAAAUGCGUACUAUGUACCAAGAUGGACAAGCACAAGCAGUACAAGGCUCCUAGCCAGAAAAAGACUUCCACCACUUCCACGACAAAAACCGGUGUUGCCGCCGCCGCUGCUGCUGCUGCUGCUAAUAAUACUACUGUUGUACGACGAGGGCCCGGCAGGCCAUGGGUCCGCCCAAUCGCUGAUGUCGAAGGGACACCGGAUGUCUUUAGAUUGGCAAUCAAAAAGCUCAAAGAGCGUGGUACCCUAGAUGAACCGAUUGAAGAGCCAGGUAGUAUGGACUGGCGAGCAGAACGUACGCCCCUUGGAGAGUAUCUUGAGAAACUUACCCUGCAGCCGUCCUAUGUUCCUCGAGCGGGCGAGUUGGUACUAUGGAUUCCGAGCCUGGACGGUGAACUAAGAUGGAACUUCGCCAAAAGCCGGAUUCAGAUCUUCUCGCGUGACGAGAAGAAGUGGCUAGGCGACCCUGAGUGGUGUGCCGGCGUCAUCACUCAGACUCCGGAGGAAGCCAUUGUAAUCCAUGACCUCCAACACACUACAGAGAAGGCUUGGGACCUUAACUACUCUGGGUUUCGCGUGGAGACCUUUCCAGACCCGAACAGCACCGAUAAAAGCUACUCUUUGCAUUAUAAAUACAUUCCACUCAAAUGCAUCAAGCCUUUCAAUUCAUUGGAGCUGUUCUGCGAAGAUAUAGAACAUGCCCACCCAUCCAUCCGGCAUGCCAUGGUUGUCAUGUCUUCCUUCAGCUUAUUAGACAAAUAUCGCUUCAAAGGCACCUGGCCCAACGGGUCGAUAUACUGUCGAGGCAUCUUUCUGGGCGCGGAGCUGUUGGUUGUCGGGGAUGCUGUGCGGCUCAAGCCACGAGGGUAUGACGUGGAUAGCGAGGUACUAAACGAUGCUGUUGAUGUUAUGGUCAUAGAUAGCAUCCGACUGGUGCUGAGAAACUGUGCCGGGGAUGUUACCAAGGCGGAACAACUCGCGGAGCAAUACAGCGUUCGCUUCCAGGGGAAGGUCUACACGAGGUUUCCCAAACGAGCAGAUAAUCAAGCGUCACCACUCACUCCUUUGACUCACGACGAGAUUGUGAAUGCUUUCCAGUACGUGGGUAUGGGAGGAUACGGCGCAUGGUAUCGCACCCAUUCUCCCGAGAAAAGCGUGGAAGUGUCGCAAGACAUGAUCAUCGGUCGGUGCUACGAGCCUGAUGCCAUGAACCUCUUGUUCGGCACCCUUUCGUCCGAAAUGGACCUACAUGGCGUGGUAAGCAUGCGGGAGUUCUCAAGACAAGCAGACGCCCGGAUCCCCGAAGGGAAACACUGGUUCUGGGGCGACUACCGCGCCGAAACACUUGCGCUUCAUACUCUGAAUGGAGAAGACGUCAGUCAUUACAGCGAUGCGCGAGACGUCAAGAUGUGGCGCGCGACACUGAAAGUUAUCGAUGGUACUGCCACAAACGCAGACGUCCGCGACGCGAAGAUCCCACAGGAUGUCGGGCGGCCUCCCCGGGAGACCAAGCCGAGCUUACCCUUCGCCGAGGUGCGCAAGAUCAGCAAGCUCGUCAAUACCGGCCUUGCUACAGACUUGAGUACCAACGUCAGUUCCGCAGAGGAGACGAACGAUGACUCGGAAUCCGAAGUGGACUUCUCGAUACCGCUCCCGGUCAGAGGAGGUACCGAAGAGACUGAGAUGGGAGAUUACAUCCCUGACGAUGAACCAGAGCCCAAACGACCAAGACUUUGAAAAUAGAGACCCUAACGAGGAAUUGCGGGCAUUCUUCUAUGGUGAUAUCUUUGAACUCUUCAGCCAUGCAGUUAUAGUGAUGCAAUACUAGCCAGAAUAUUUCAGGCAAU